CCACAGCCUGGUCCCGCCCCCCAAAAAACAUACAGCUUCCGCUAAGAUGGUAGUCGGUGCGUUCCCCAUCGCCAAGCUCCUCUACCUCGGAGUGAGGCAGAUGAGCAAACCCGUUGCUAACAGAAUAAAAGCAGGUGCAGUGAGGAGUGAAUUCUUCAAGAACUAUGUCUGUCUUCCUCCAGCACAACUGUACCACUGGAUUGAGAUGAGGAGCAAGAUGAGGAUCAUGGGGUUCCGUGGCUCCAACAUCAAGCCGCUGAACGAGGAAGCAGCGGCGGAAUUGGGGGCUGAGCUCCUAGGCGAAGCCAUCAUCUUCCUGAUCGGCACGGGAUGCAUGGUGCUGGAGUACAGUCGCCAGGCCUCCAACGCGGCCCGCAAAGAGGAGGAGCUGAGCCAGACCAUCAGCAGCUUGCAGACGCAGCUGGGCGAGCUCGCCCUCAGCACCGAGAUCAUGGACGCCCAGCUCCGAGAGGUCAACCGCCUACUACUGUCUCUCCCCAGCCCGGCACCCCACCCGGCCCCGACCCCGGCAAGGGUAUGAAGCAAAGCUUUCUGGGAGGCUGGCACGGCAGCAUCUGGCUAGAGUUAGUCUCGUCUGUUUCAAGGGGAAAGAGACAUGGAGACGGAACGGCGUUACACUGCCGUGUGCCCGGCAACCAGAGACCCACGCUUCGUUCACAAACACAUCCUUGUCUGUCUCGGCGACCUCGGGCGCCAAAGGGGGGACAAAAGUGUUAAUGCUAGCAUUAGCAUAACCAGUUCUGGAACGAGGCUAUCACUAUGAUAUUCAUAGUGUUGUUCUCAUGCUGGCCGUGCAUGUACAGUACAUUGGUAACCCAGGAUGUGGUUCUGAAAUGGCGUAGAUUCAUUCAUAUCAUCAUGAGAUGGGCCACGUGAUUUUCAUUGAUGUUUUUUUUUUGAUUAACUCUAUUGCAGAAUCAAUGCGUGUUUUUUGGCUUGAACUAUAUCCAAGAACCCAAAUGUUGUAGGUCACACAGGUUGGAUUGCACUGAACAAUUCCUGUGUUUAUAAUCCAGAGAUUGGUCCAACCGACGUGUGUUUCAGGUUGAUUGACAGCUGAUGUAGUGUUUACACCUAGCUGGCUCUCAAUACAACACAGCCUGUACCAUAGGAGUGUAAAUGAAUCAUUGUAAAAUAAAGUCUAAAUUAUAAAUACUUCA
Molecule: messenger RNA, 1181 nt
Organism: Gadus morhua (Atlantic cod)
Lineage: Eukaryota; Metazoa; Chordata; Actinopteri; Gadiformes; Gadidae
Gene: opa3
Product: outer mitochondrial membrane lipid metabolism regulator OPA3
Exons: 2
Coding region: 47-541 (164 amino acids)
Biological process (GO): regulation of lipid metabolic process
Cellular component (GO): mitochondrion
Source: RefSeq, a predicted model, not a curated record